Molecule: messenger RNA, 1608 nt
Organism: Triticum turgidum subsp. durum (durum wheat)
Lineage: Eukaryota; Viridiplantae; Streptophyta; Magnoliopsida; Poales; Poaceae
Source: the annotation of a GenBank genome assembly
AUGGCUGCUGCUGUAAAAACAAGUGGUGGUUUCUGUAACACACAGCAGCAGUGGCUACACUCAACGAGAGAUCUGUUUUUACAUGGAUCUACUCGUUCGAAUGCCAAAGAAUGCAAAAGCAAGAAGACAAAAAAGCCCACUUCACUGUGUGUUAAAGCUACUUCCGCGAAAGUGGAAUUAGAUUUUAAUGAUCCAUCUUGGAAGCAGAAGUUUCAAGAAGACUGGGAUAAUCGUUUUAAUCUGCCACGUAUUACAGAUAUAUAUGACUUGAAACCAAGGCCAACUACAUUCUCACUCAAGAAACAGAGAACUCCUACUGGUGAUGAAGAUAGUACACCUAUGGAUAUGUGGAAUGGUUACGUAAACAAUGAUGACCGGGCACUUAUGAAGGUGAUAAAGUAUUCGUCGCCUACUUCUGCUGGAGCAGAGUGCAUUGAUCCUGACUGUAGCUGGGUGGAGCAAUGGGUGCAUCGUGCAGGGCCUCGUAAGGAUAUAUACUAUGAGCCAAAUGAAGUAAAAGCUGCUAUAGUUACUUGUGGAGGUCUCUGCCCUGGUUUGAAUGAUGUCAUCAGACAGGUAGUAUUCACCCUAGAGACAUAUGGGGUUAAGAAUAUUGUUGGAAUUCCAUUUGGCUUUCGUGGAUUUUUUGAAAAAGGUCUAAAAGAAAUGCCACUUUCACGUAAUCUAGUGGAGAAUAUUAAUCUUGCUGGUGGAAGUUUUCUAGGAGUCUCCCGUGGAGGACCUAAAACUAGUGAAAUUGUAGAUAGUAUACAGGCCAGAAGAAUUGAUAUGCUUUUUGUACUUGGUGGAAAUGGUACCCAUGCAGGAGCAAAUGCUAUCCAUGAUGAGUGCCGUAAAAGAAAGCUCAAGGUUUCCGUUGUAGCAGUUCCAAAGACCAUUGACAAUGACAUACCUUUAAUGGACAAAACAUUUGGUUUUGAUACUGCUGUGGAAGAAGCUCAACGGGCCAUUAACUCUGCCUAUAUAGAGGCACGAAGUGCGUACCAUGGUAUCGGCUUGGUCAAAUUAAUGGGAAGAAGCAGUGGUUUCAUUGCAAUGCAUGCUUCUCUUUCAAGUGGGCAGGUUGAUGUCUGCUUAAUACCAGAGGUCUCAUUUGCGCUCGAUGGAGAAUAUGGUGUUUUACAGCACCUCGAGCAGUUAAUAAAGAACAAGGGAUUCUGUGUGGUUUGUGUUGCUGAAGCUGCAGGACAAGUAAGUGAGCUCAGUGUGGAGUUACUGCAAAACUCAGGUGCAACUGAUGCAUCAGGAAAUGCAAUACUUAGCGACAUUGGUGUUCACAUGCAACAAAAGAUCAAGACGCAUUUCAAGGGCAUCGGUGUCCAUGCUGAUAUAAAAUACAUCGACCCGACGUACAUGGUCCGGGCUUGUCGUGCCAAUGCAUCCGAUGCGAUUCUGUGCACCGUGCUUGGACAAAAUGCCGUCCAUGGAGCGUUUGCCGGGUUCAGUGGCAUCACCUCCUGCAUCUGCAACACUCACUACGUGUACCUCCCGGUCACGCAAGUCAUCACAGCACCGAAGCGUGUGAACCACAAAGGCAGGAUGUGGCACCGUUGCCUCACGUCCACAGGCCAGCCGGACUUCCGCUGA